Molecule: messenger RNA, 945 nt
Organism: Onychostruthus taczanowskii (white-rumped snowfinch)
Lineage: Eukaryota; Metazoa; Chordata; Aves; Passeriformes; Passeridae
Gene: TM2D2
Product: TM2 domain containing 2
Exons: 4
Coding region: 54-659 (201 amino acids)
Source: RefSeq, a predicted model, not a curated record
CCCAUUGGCUGCGGGCGGUGCGGCCCGAGGCCGAGCGGGGCGGCGGUGCCGCCAUGGCGCCGCCCGUGGGGUACGCGCUGCUGUGCGGGCAGGCCGCGCUCCUCCUCGGGAACCUGCUGCUCCUGCACGGCCGCGGCCUCCCGGACAACGACACCGAAUCCCGGGAGCUGCCGCCGGGGCCGCCCGCCGCCGCCUGGGCUUACAGCGAUCCGCGGGCGCCGCUCGUCCUGUGCACCUACCUCCCCGAUGAGUUCGUGGAGUGCGAGGAGCCGGUGGACCACGGCGGGAACGCCACGGCACAGCAGGAGCUGGGCCACGGCUGCGUGAAGUUCGGCGGCCAGGCCCACGGCGAGGUGGAUCACACGCGUGUGCAGUGCCGGGCGCUGGACGGCAUCGAGUGCGCCGAGCCGCGGAGCUUCCUGCGGGGCAGCCGGCCCUGCGUCAAGUACACGGGACACUACUUCAUCACCACUCUGCUCUACUCCUUCUUCCUGGGCUGCUUCGGAGUGGAUCGGUUCUGCCUGGGCCACACCGGCACCGCCGUGGGGAAGCUGCUGACCCUGGGGGGCCUGGGCAUCUGGUGGUUUGUGGAUCUGAUUCUGCUGAUCACCGGGGGGCUGAUGCCCAGUGAUGGCAGCAACUGGUGCACCGUGUACUGAGGAGGGGCAGGGCUGGCCCCAGCUGCAGCCCCUGGGUGCCUCUGCUCGCUCCCAGCUCCAGCCCAGGCUCUGCUUGGCACAACAUGGACUUACAGAACUGUGACUCAGGGUGCACAGCAGUUACUCUUGGUAAUGACUCUGUACCGACCUUGGACACAAAGUUGUUCAGGAUAUAUUUUGCUUGUUUAAAAUAAUCUGGCUUCCCACUGCAAAUAGUGACAGCUUCAGAAAUCAGAGCUUGCGAACACAGGGGGUCAAACAAACAAUAAAAUCUGGAAGAAGCUGA